Molecule: messenger RNA, 919 nt
Organism: Aspergillus campestris IBT 28561
Lineage: Eukaryota; Fungi; Ascomycota; Eurotiomycetes; Eurotiales; Aspergillaceae
Exons: 1
Coding region: 237-701 (154 amino acids)
Source: RefSeq, a predicted model, not a curated record
AGCAGUUGUCGAGGCUCUGCUUCGAAUCCGAGGAUUGAAGCUGCUCGUGGGGAAUCUGUAUAUGAUAUUGGAUUUGUUUUGAGAUAGGACAGGCCGAGAGCAUAAAAAAUAAAGAGAGGGUUUUCAGGACGGCAGAAGAGGACAUGGACCAGGAAAGGGGGCUGUGAGCAACAGACGGUGCAGCCAAGCAGCCUGAUACUCAAGUCGUACUUGCAGAUCAACAAAGAGAACCAGGGAUGCGACAAAGAAAGCAGGGUCGCGUUACCUUCGACCAAGAGAAGUUUCAAAACAAAGAACUAUCAGCCCAUGUAACCUUGGGUCUGGAUCUUUGCGGGAGAGAAAUGAGAAGCAGAGGAGACUCCAUGGUCGAGUUCCGAAGUUCUGAGGGAAAAGUACUCAGACGAGGCGCUCUCGAUCGCAUCCUUGGGGGAAGGCGUAUACAGUCUGGGCUGACGUGUGAGCCACCAGGCUGUUCGAGAAUAUCGCCCUUCCACACGUGCCUACAGUUUCUUGUCGUUUGCCCAGAACAUGGGUCAGCGGUUGGUUUGCUGACUUCAGGGCUGGUGAUGAUUGGAUGCCUGCUACCAACAACAUCAUAUCCGUGCAUACAUGUGAAGACAAAGAUGGUAACGCUCUUCGUAUUCGAUCCAAUGAUGAUAAUGCCGGGCGCAGUUAGAGGGACUUGGCCGGGGUGCAUCUGACAGCGCGGGCUGAGACAGGGGGCAUUGUUUCCCUCUUGUUGGUUUUACUUCUUGCUGAGAACAAUCCAUCGAGGACCAUCAGCAGCAUGAAUGGAGUACCAAAAGGGAAAAUGGGGAGAUUGCAGGUUUGACAGUGUCGCAUCUCAGAGUCCAGUCGCAGGGUGUAAAGUCUGGAGAAGAAAGAGGUUGAUGGAGUUGAAACAAGUUGAGCAGAAGCA